CCGCGGAUCCGGGCGGACGCUACGACGUAGCACAUCACCCGUACCUCGUAGCACUCGUAGCACGCGUAGCGGUCGCGAAAAGUUUUGAGGCUACAUGCUUUUCACCUAUGAGAUGAAUAAUUACGAUAUUUGAAUCCUGAUUAGGUUCGAUAAAGUUUUAACUGACAAGAUAAUUAAGUGCAUGCAUUGGAAAUGCUUAUUAUGUGGACUUUUUGAGUGAAAAAUUUAAGUGCGUGUGCGGAGUAGUUGCGGCUCGAUGCGCGCCCGGCGCCGCACGCGGGAGCAUGCUCGUGCACCUAUUGGUACUUAGCACCGCAUUCGCGGCAGCCACCAGCGGCAAACACGGUGUGGAGGUACCAGAAUUCGGAGAGCCACUGACCAAUCUAACAGUUCCCAUCGGUCGUGAUGCAACCUUCAAGUGUAUAGUCGUCAAUUUAGGCGUUUACCGAGUGGGCUGGGUGAAGGCAGAUACAAAAGCCAUACAAGCGAUCCACGAGCACGUGAUCACCCACAACCACAGGGUGUCAGUCUCGCACGCUGAUCACUCCACGUGGUACCUACACAUAAAGAACGUACAGGAGGAGGACCGAGGACAGUAUAUGUGCCAAAUUAACACAGACCCAAUGAAAAGCCAAAUGGGGUAUCUGGAGGUAGUAAUACCACCAGACUUCAUAACCGAAGAAACGUCAGGAGACACAAUGGUACCUGAAGGUGGCACGGCCCGAGUAUCGUGUAGAGCUCGCGGCAUCCCUCCCCCACGAGUAAUGUGGAAACGGGAAGAUGGACAGGAAAUAGUUGUAAGAGACAGCACUGGAGCGAAGACAAAAGUGCUAACAUACCAGGGUGAAGUACUAAAGCUGACGAAGAUAUCGCGUUCCGAGAUGGGGACGUACUUAUGUAUCGCCAGUAAUGGCGUGCCACCCACAGUUAGCAAGAGGAUCCACAUAAGUGUACACUUUCAUCCAGUGAUCCAGGUGCCUAACCAGCUAGUGGGAGCUCCGCUAGGCACCGAUGUUACGCUGGAGUGCUACGUGGAAUCAUCGCCUAAGUCUAUCAACUACUGGGUUAAAGACCCCGGUGAGCUAAUAAUACCAUCUGAGCACCACGAGAUGGCUGUAAGACAAAAAUCCAUGUUCGAAGCGGAAAUGUCUAUGACCAUCAAGAACAUACGGCGUGAAGACCUCGGAAGCUACAUAUGCGUGGCCAAAAAUUCCCUAGGAGACGUGGAGAGCAAAAUCAGAUUAUAUGAAAUACCAGGUAACGAUAGACACAUCUAUCAAUAUACAGACGAGAGGACGACCUCAGACGAUGAGUAUGGAACAGAAGUCUAUGACGACUUCGACGAUCAAGAGCCAGAGAAAAGCAAUCGCGUACCAGAUCGAGCUAACAAAUGGUACUCAAAUGACGGAAAAGUUGUCUAUACCACAAAUAAUGCAUCGAUUAUUACCGCGACAAUGAUUAUUUUAGCCGUUCUUAGUUUAUUAGACACCAUAUCUUAAAGAAUUAUGAAUAGUGGCGUUCCUUGACGUAUUUGUUUAUUUAAGCGAUUAAAUGUUUGAUUUUUUACAUUUUUUUAUACUUAAAGUUACUUAUUGUCUUAAAUUCACCUUAUAUAUUUUAAUUGUGAAUUAAUUGUGGUAUUUUGGCUUAUUCUGUUGCAUUUAUAUCAUCUCUUUAAUUAACUAAAAUGGCAAGAGUAAAAUUUAUUGCUAUUCCUUUCAUAAUACUCCCUUUGGAAAAGGAUGUCACUAGUCUGCACUAUGUCACAUACUAGUCACUACAAUGUAAUAUGAUGUAAGAUUAACAUCAUACAUGAUGUAAAUACAUCAACCACAAUUAAAUACAUUUAACCAAAAUGUUUUUCAAAAACCAUUAUCAUUGCCAUCGAAGUAGUGGGCCUGACCAUUAAUUUUAGUCAGUGUACCAAAAUUAUGGGUUGUGACGUCACAUGACCGGGUGGCGUCGUAUAUCAAGCUCAUAAAAUCUUUAUACACCCCAAAAGGAAUAAAUAAUAAAGUAUGAUAGGGCAUAAAUAGAAGACUACAAAUAUGCAUUUAAGUAGUUUCUCAUAAAUCAAUAACCACCCACGAGCCCAAAGAUAGGACAUUGCAUAUUAAAAUAACAGCUGUUUUUGUAGUAAAAAAGAAAAAGAAGUCCAAGAGAUGUAAAUACGCAGAUACAGUCUGUAGCUACUCCAGCGACAUCAUCAUCAUGAUCAACCUAUCAUGGCCCACUACUGAACACGGGUCUCCUCUCAAAAUGAGAAGAACUUAGGGCAUAGUCUACCGCACUGGCCAAGUGCUGAUUGACAGCGUUCGUACAUACUCCUUUGAAAGCACUAUAAAGAACUCUCAGGCAUCUCCUCAAGAUGUUUUCCUUCACUGUUAAAGCAAGUUAUAUGAACAUAUUAUUAUUU
Molecule: messenger RNA, 2416 nt
Organism: Maniola jurtina (meadow brown)
Lineage: Eukaryota; Metazoa; Arthropoda; Insecta; Lepidoptera; Nymphalidae
Product: lachesin-like
Exons: 9
Coding region: 285-1499 (404 amino acids)
Cellular component (GO): neuron projection
Source: RefSeq, a predicted model, not a curated record